Adineta ricciae is the source of this 1062-nucleotide messenger RNA. The record is from the annotation of a GenBank genome assembly. NCBI's taxonomy places the organism in Eukaryota, Metazoa, Rotifera, Eurotatoria, Adinetida, Adinetidae.
AUGAAUACUUCAUUUAAAAAGAACAAAUCGCAAGUCAGUGUGAAUUAUCAAGUGACUUCGCCGAGAUUUUCGGUUCGGAAUAUCGAUGAACUUCAACAGGGUGUCAAGCAUUUGACAGAUCGUGGCUAUGCUGUAUUCAGUGACAUUCUAACAAGGGAAGAAAUCAGCGAUAGUAUAGAUUUGUUCUGGAAACAUUUGGAACAUCUGCCAAAACCGUGCAGUAUCCGACGUGACGAUUCGAAAACAUGGAAUAAAAACUGGCCUGGAUUGAAUGAACUUGGUAUAAUAAAUGAUUAUGGGAUGGGUCAAUCAGAAUUCAUGUGGUUUGUCCGCGGGAAUCCAAAUGUGAAGAAGGUUUUUUCUGAGAUAUGGAACUCGGAUGAAUUAUUCGUAUCUUUCGAUGGUGCUGGAUGUUUUCGUGAUUGGCACUUAAAUCCAGAUUGGAAAACCGACAGUGGUUGGUACCAUUGUGAUCAAAAUCCGUUUCAGAAACCUCAACGAUGUUCUGUUCAAGGCUUAGUUGCUUUAACCGAUAAUGAUGAAUCAACAGGUGGUCUUGUUAUUGUACCUGGUUCACAUGAACGCUUUGUCGAUUUACAAUUUACGGUCGAUGAAAGAGCUGUGUGGGGUGAUUAUGUUAACAUUCCAUCAGAAUUAGCCGCACAAAUACAUCCAAUUCUGGUGAAAUGCAAAGCCGGCGAUUUAGUUGUCUGGGAUUCUCGCUGUGUUCAUUGUAAUACGCCGAGUUUAGUGGAUAAACAAGACGACAAAUCAGCAACAGACAAUCAACUAUUACGUAUUGUGGCCUAUAUUUGCAUGAGUCCAUUGAGUUUAUUCGAGCCUGAUGGCGUUCGAUUCGAAAGUCUGGAAGAAUUUCGUGAAUCAAGGGAAGAUUUCGUUCGAAAUAGAGUUACAUGUUCACAUUGGCCGUUGGAGUUAGUCACAGCAGAUCGACCAUCGCAUAUGGAGAAAGUUCCGCUGAAACUCAAUGCGUAUCAAAAGUCACUCAUUGUUGGUACUCACAUCACUCCUGAAAAUGGAACUGAAGAAAUCGUCUUUUAA